This is a messenger RNA of Bipolaris victoriae FI3, 1803 nucleotides long. RefSeq lists its product as hypothetical. Bases 1 to 1803 code for a protein of 600 amino acids. The transcript is spliced from 6 exons. Gene Ontology annotation, molecular function: transmembrane transporter activity. The record is from RefSeq and is a predicted model, not a curated record. Gene Ontology annotation, biological process: transmembrane transport. Lineage: Eukaryota; Fungi; Ascomycota; Dothideomycetes; Pleosporales; Pleosporaceae.
AUGGAGUCCGGGGCUGAUCUUGAGAAAAGUUAUUCCCGGGAGCAACAGGGUGUAGGGCCUACGCAUGAGGCUAUCACUUCGCCGGUUGCGUUGGUGAGGAGUUUUACAUCGAAGAGUCAGAGGAGUUUGAGCAGACAGCGGUACACCACACGUGCAGCACGCUUGAAGGAACUCGAGAAAGACGUCGAUGAAUCCGAUGUCGAGCACGAAGAUGCGAUUGAGAGAGUCGAGUCACAAGUAUCGAGUUCGCACAAUGGGACGAGUGCACUGUCUGAGAUAUCCAGUGAGCAUGGUCAACGGCGCCGUGUCUUGAGAUUUGAAGACGGGGAUCCUGAGAAUCCUGAUAACUGGGGCCGUUGGAAGAAAAUCUAUGCCGUCUUCGUUGCAAUCAUAAGUGUCAUGAACAGCACCAUGAACUCAAGUCUUGCAGCUGGAGCUACAGGCCCCAUAUCCCGCCAUUUCAACGAGUACAACGAGUACAUGCUCGUUCUCCCUACCUCCAUGUACCUAGUUGGGUACGCAUUCGGUCCAAUGCUAUGGGGCCCACUGUCUGAGAGCUACGGCCGCAAAGGCACAAUGGUGAUAUCGUUUGUCAUUUUGACAAUCUUUUCGGUUGCGUCGGCGCUUUCGCCCAACUUUGGCGCUCUGGUCGUGUUCAGGUUCCUCGUUGGUGUAGGCGGAAGCUGUGCGAUUAGCGUUGUUGGUGGUAUCUGUGCGGAUAUUUAUCAUGACCCAAAGCAACGCGGUCGAAGUAUGGCGAUAUUUAUGGCUGCGACGACAUUUGGUCCUAUAUUAGGACCCCCGAUAUCAGGUUUCGUUUCUGUGGUCGACUGGAGUUGGGCUUUUUGGGUUGGAGCCAUCUUCGCGGGCGCAACAUGGCCUAUUUUCUACUUCUUCGAUGAGACGUAUGGCCCGACGAUUCUGAAGCGUCGUGCUCAGCGAUUACGCAAGGAGACGGGUGAUGAGAAUAUCGUUGCACCACUGGAGUUGGAGAAAACGGACUUGAAUCACCUUGUUACGGUCAUCUUGACGAGACCAAUACGAAUGGUUAUCUUCGAGCCACUUGUCCUUUUUACUUGCUUGUACUUGAGCUACGCAUAUUCUAUAUUCUACAUUUUCAUGCAAUCCUACCCCAUAAUCUUCACAGGAACAUAUGGUUUCAAUGCCGGAGAAAUGGGUCUGGCAUUCCUACCUAUUGGCGUGGGAGCCACCAUAUCCGCAGGCAUCUACCUUGCCUGGGACUGGUACCUUGCACGCGCCCAGCGUCUACAGCGCCCCUGGUCGCAACGUGAGGAGAUGCGCCGACUCCCCCUUGCAUGCAUUGCAGGCCCCUUUUUCGUCAUCAGUGCUUUCUGGCUAGGCUGGACGGCGCGAAAGGAUAUUCACUGGAUCGUGCCCGUGCUUGCUGGAGUCCUAUUUGGCAUGGGCUAUUUAUGUCUUUUCAUGGCUCUGCUAAACUACCUUGUCGACGCUUACGAAAUCUUUGCCGCCUCGGCCAUGGCUGCUGCUUCGUUGUCUCGAUCAUCAUUUGGGGCAAUAUUGCCGUUUGCUACGAAGCCGAUGUAUAGGGCUAUGGGUGUAGCGUGGGCGACGACUCUGUUAGGGUUUUUCUCGCUAGCCCUGUGCGUGGUGCCGUUUGUAUUCGUCAAGUGGGGUGAAAAGAUGAGGGAUAAGAGCAAAUUUUGUCAGUAUCUGAGACAGAAGAAGAGAGAGGAGGAAGAGGAGAGAGAAAAAGAGCGAAGGACAAAGGGGGGAACAGGAGAGGCUGAAGUGGAGGAGGUAAAGGGAAAAGAAUAUGUAUGA